Messenger RNA from Trichoplax adhaerens, 3249 nucleotides. RefSeq lists its product as uncharacterized. NCBI's taxonomy places the organism in Eukaryota, Metazoa, Placozoa, Uniplacotomia, Trichoplacea, Trichoplacidae. Bases 1 to 3249 code for a protein of 1082 amino acids. The record is from RefSeq and is a predicted model, not a curated record. Gene Ontology annotation, molecular function: protein binding; ATP-dependent diacylglycerol kinase activity. Gene Ontology annotation, biological process: lipid phosphorylation; intracellular signal transduction; diacylglycerol metabolic process. The transcript has 30 exons.
AUGACGAAAUCGACAUUACUGAUUCUAGCGUUGCUGAAAGGAGUACUAAAAACUCCAAUCACAGCUUCACGAAAAUUAGUUAUAAGUGCUGAAAGCCGCAAAGAAAUGGAAGACUGGAUAAAUGUUAUCAGAGCUGCUAAGAAAGAACCUCGAGAAGCGGUGUAUGAUCCAAUUAAUAUAACCAAUGGCCAACAUAAAUGGCAUGCAUGCUCUCAUAAUCGACCAACUUUCUGUAAUGUAUGCCGUGAAUCGUUUUCCGGUGUCAAAUCCCAUGGUCUUUCUUGUGAAGUCUGCAAAUAUAAAGCUCACAAAAGAUGUGCAGCCCGAGCCCCAAAUAAUUGUAAAUGGACUACGAGUGCAUCGAUUGACAAAGAAUGUCUUAUCAGUAAUGAUAAGUACGCGGUACCUCAUCAAUGGAAUGAAGGAAAUCUAGCUAGUGGUUCUAAAUGCGGACUCUGCGAGAGGUCUUGCGGUAGUACGAAGAGAUUGCAAGACUUUAGAUGUUUAUGGUGUGGAGUUUCUGUUCAUAAGGAUUGUAAGCCAUUGUAUCCAGCUAAAUGCAGCUUAGGCCCUCACCGAGUAUCAACCAUACCACCAAUUGCUAUCAAUGUUACAACUGCAUUUCGCAGUGUGGUCUGGGAGGCUAAGCAACCACCAAACUGUAGUCCAUUGCUUGUAUUUAUUAACUCAAAAAGUGGAGAAAAUCAGGGUGUUCGAUUCAUACGACGUUUUAAACAGCUUUUAAAUCCAACGCAAGUUUACGAUUUGAUGGUCGGGGGUCCAUCCGUUGGAUUAUCACUGUUCCGUAACUUUAAUCCUUUCCGCGUGCUUAUCUGCGGUGGAGAUGGGUCAAUUGGAUGGGUACUAUCGGAAGUUGAUAAAAUGAAUCUUUCUCAUCAAUGUCAGGUCGGAGUUCUACCUCUCGGUACUGGUAAUGACCUGGCUAGAGUAUUAGGAUGGGGAUCAGCAUGUGACGAUGAGAGCCAUGUACCAACAGUUUUAGCACAACUAGAAAAAUCCAGUACAAAAAUGCUGGAUCGCUGGGGAAUAAUGACCCGAACAAAUGAUGAAGAAAAUGCUGCAGACAACUCUAAAAUUACUAUUUAUGAAAGUUCUGUUGCUAGCCAUUUGGCAAAGAUGAUAGAGUCUACUGAUAAUACUGAAGUCAUAAGAUCAACAAGGGUAUUCUGUGAAACUGUAAAACAAUUGAUAGAUAAAGUUAAGGCAGCUUUUACGUCAACAUCGGAUCCAACUGAGCCGGAUUCCAUCAUAUACAAGUGUUCCGUGUUAAAUGAAAAAGUUACAUUGCUAUUGCGGACUCUAUCGGCUGAAACGGAAGCUGCUAGUUCAUCGUUCAACGCCAGUACCCAUGCUGAUGAUCAAAUAAGCUUGAGAUAUAAGGAAGCUCUCAAAUCUCGUGCCAAUAGUUUAAAGAAAGCAAUUCGACAAAUUAUCGAACAUGCAGAAAAAGCGUUAGAUGAACAGAAUCGUCCAAUUAUUUCGCAGAAUCUUGACUCACUAAGGUCGAUUAGUUCUAUAUCUGAUGUUCCGUUAGAUGUACAACGGGAUAUGCAUUGUACGGAAAGUAAAAAUAACCAACAAAUGUCUACUAAUUAUGAAAGUAGACCAAGAAAAGGUAGUGAGCCGGCGCCAAUGUAUAAGGAUAAUAAUAUGGCGACAAAACCCAGUUUUAAACAAUCAAUGCCGAAUUUAUCGGCACCAAAAAUAGUUUUUCCUAAUGAUGAAGAUAAGGCUAAAAUUAAUGCACACCUGAUUAAUCCUAUAUUAGCGAAAGCUACCAGCGAAAAAUCACUAAAUGGUUAUAAGGAGAGAUGUAUUAUGAACAACUACUUUGGUAUCGGAUUAGAUGCUAAAAUAAGCCUUGAUUUUCAUUUGCGAAGAGAAGAACACCCAGAUAAAUACAGAAAUCGAGCUAGAAAUAAGAUGUGCUACCUUUUAAUGGGAGGACGGGAAAUUAUUAAUAAUACGUUUAGAAACCUUUAUCGCCGUUUAAUUAUUGAGUGUGACGGGAAAGAGUUAAAAUUACCGAGAUUGCAAGGUAUUGUCGUACUAAAUAUCCCAAGCUAUAUGGGCGGUACUAAUUUUUGGGGCAGUACUAGAGAAGAAGCUGGUUUCGUUGCACCAUCUUAUGAUGAUAAAUUAUUAGAAGUAGUGGCUGUUUCUGGUGCUAGCCACUUUGCUCGAACAAAAGUAUUUGGUAUUCAGCAAGAUCGUUUGACGCAAUGUCGUUCUCUUAAAAUAACAAUUCUCGGCAAUGAGGAUAUCCCUAUCCAAGUAGACGGAGAGGCAUGGAUGCAGAAGCCUGGAGUUAUUCAAAUAGUUCAUAAAAAUCGGAUGCCAAUGCUCGUUCGAAAUCAGGCCUUUGAAAGUGCAUUACGGUCAUGGAAUGAUAAAACGAAGGCACGCUAUAUUCCACGAUUAACAGCUGAGGAAGAAAAUGCAUUAGCUGGAUUAGAACAGGCUAGUUCGAAGCUAAUACAGAGUAUCGAAAUGGUUGCUGAGAGUGAAGCUUAUAUAGAAACCGACCUAUAUCAACUAGCCUCCAAUACCGCGUCGGCGUUGGAUAAAUUAUUCCCUAACGGCCGACUUCCAGAAAUUUCCGACUCAACGUUUGUGUUUGAUAUGAUUGAACUUAUUCAAACUAACAUAGCCAACAAUCGGUGGUUUAUGAAUAUGCAAUCUUCUAAUCUUUCAACGAAAUUAUGUUCAGAGCAAGAAAGUAAUUUAGCCAUUUCCUUAGCUACAGUUGAAAGGGAAACUAAAAUUAUUACCGAAAGAUUUUCUAGGAAAGAAACAAAGGUAAAAUCUAAGCAUUCACAAAAGAAAUCUAUUAAAUCAAGUCAGCAAUCAUCACAAACUACUAGUUCUAAUGGUUUGCUAGCUCCACAAAGCCAUCCGGACCACGCUCCUAUUAAGGCCACAUCAAUAAGAGAUUUACAAGGACUUAUAAUUUUAGAUUACGAUAUCAAUUCAUGGGGUACAGAUAAAGUUGCCGAUUGGGUAGACCAAAUUGGUCUGCCGGAGUACACUCAAUCAUUUCAAGAUCACGACAUUUGUGGUCGCGAUUUACUAACUCUUGAUCGAAAUGAUUUGACGUUACUCGGUGUCACUAAAGUCGGUCAUGUUAAAAGAAUCCUACGUGGAAUACAAGGACUGCAAGAAAAGAUGGGAGAGCAAACAUUUAGCAUGGAUAAUUCAGAUCGCAAAAUGUCUGCGCACAGUAUAUAA